This is a messenger RNA of Lepisosteus oculatus (spotted gar), 2656 nucleotides long. Lineage: Eukaryota; Metazoa; Chordata; Actinopteri; Semionotiformes; Lepisosteidae. The record is from RefSeq and is a predicted model, not a curated record.
AACUGUGUCCCUGUAGCAGUGAACAGAAGUUACUGUGAAUAAGAUGGAGGAUUAAACAGGAGAAAAGACUUCACCUUACAGCGCAUAAUAUUAAUUACAGAUCAGCUCUGAGACAACACAGUCACUGAUCAAAGAGUUGAUCUAUAUGCUGAAGAAGAUUCAAUGUACAAGUCUGAAGCUGCUGUGUGCUGGAGUGACAAUGGGAUCAGGUAUGAAGUCUGACAGUUCAGAGUGGCUCUCUGUGACUCUGUUGCUUCUCCUCCAGUCCUCUGCUUCAGUAUCAGAGGUGUUACAGGUUGUUGGUCCAGCUGCUCCUGUAGUUGUGUCCCCUGGUGAAGACGCUGUCCUGCCCUGUUACCUCUCACCCAGAGAGAGUGUAGAGGACCUGGAGAUCAGGUGGUUUAGAGAAAUUUCUAGACCCCCUGUGUGUCUGUACCAGUACCGCAAGUAUAACUCUGACAGACAGGACCCAGCCUACAGGGGAAGGGUGGAGCUUUUCUCCAAUGAGCUCUCCAGAGGCAACGUGUCUUUAACACUGAGAAACAUCACUCGCUCUGAUCACGGACAGUACACUUGCAUGGUGCUGUCUGAUCUCUGGGAAGAUGACACUGUUAUUGACCUGUCUGUUAGAGCUGUGUCAGUGUCUCUCCUCUCCCCUGGAGGAGAUCAGGCCCAGCUGCUGUGCAGAUCAGAGGGCUGGUUCCCUCAACCUGCAGUGAUCUGGACAGACAGGGAUGGAAACGAGGUGACAUCACAGCCCCCCACAGUGGACAGGAACAGUCAGGGGCUCCUCAGUGUCAGCAGCUACAUCCCAGUCAAACAGGAGUUCAACAUCUUUUCCUGCCUGGUGAGAAGCACACAGCCCAAGGCAGACUGGGAAUCUCAGCUCUACAUACCCAGAGACUAUUUCCCUGCUCCCUCUGGAUGGAUGGUGGCUCUCUUCCUAACAGCAGCUGUUACUGUAGCAGUAUCAGUACUUCUGGUGAUCCAGUGGAGAAGAAUGGACAGGCAGGAGAAACUCAAUGCCAUUCCUGUAAUCCUCACAGAACUGGAUGCUGUGAAGCGAGCUCCUAUCCCUAAAUCACAAUGGCAGUGGCUGUGCAGUGCUGAAGGUGAAGGCAGCCCCAUCCCUGACCUGCAAUGGCAGUGGCUGUGCAGUGCUGCAGUCUAAUGGCCAGUAUGAGUCUCUCCUGGAGGGACUGACAGUGUAGAAAACUCAUUUUCCCUGAAGGCCAUGUGCUCUGGUCUCUGCUCACUCCUGACUGAGGGUCUACAGGCUGAAUGUGGCAGAGCCAGUGACCCUGGAUUUGGGAAUAACUGUUGAAUAUCAGGAGGAAUCGGGAGCAGAGCCAGUCUCAUAAUAACAAGCCAUUCAAAUCCUGAGGAGAAACACUGUUAAAGGUUGGAAUAAAAGGAUGGUAUAAUGACAGUACUCUUCCCCUGCAGUUUCACAGACACACAGCCUCUUGUGAGAGGCAGCAGUGGGACUCUGGUACAGGGGCUCCUCUGGGGCCUGUAGGCCUCUCUCUUGUCUGAGAAAUGGCUGCUUCUCUUCACAUGUCAACCAGGCUGAUGGGUCAGCAGGAAGAAACAUUAUAAAAUCACCUUUUCUUCUUCUGUUUCCUUCUUUCCUCUGUCAGUGUUAAUAGGAUGUUCAUACAAACACAGAACAGGCAGGAUGUGCUUCUAUACAGAGCACGUUCAGACUGGGGGAAUAAUAAACAUUAUUAUGCAGAUAAACUUUAUUUCUAAACAGUUCAUGUUGUUGCUUUUUGUGUUUAAAACUGUGAUUCAGUCAGGAUUUACUUGUUUCCAGUUUUCAGGAGCUGAACCUCAUUAACCCCCAGCCCCUCAAAGAUUGUUUCCACCCGGAGUGUUUGUGUCCUGAACAUCUUGCAGUAUCUUGGACAGGAUAGAGAGUACAGGCCUGGCUCAGGGUUUGAGGUCAAGGAACCACCUGGACAUCAAGUCUGAAACAUCAGAUUUCUCUCAGUUUUUUUUAUAUAUCUUACUCAGUACACACACUAGGAAAAAAUAUCCACCCCUCCAAAAAAAAAAAAACUCAAAACAGUAACAGUUCAUUUUUUCAGAUUUCAAGUUGUAGCAAAUGUAGAUACUCAUUAUUUCCAGGCCAUGUGAAACAUAUCUACUACUUCAUUAUUAGUAGUUUUGAGCUACAGACAAUGAUUAAGAGACUACUUAUACUGGACAGGCUCUUUUUUACAGCCUUUCUAUUCUCCAGGAGUAAAAAAAUAAGAACUGAGAAGAAUCUCUUUGAUCUUCACUAGAUUGACCGGCAGAAAAUAGAUGGAGAGUAUGGAGAGUAUUUAUUAAGUAUUAAGAGUUUACAGUGAAGUAUUAAGUAUGAGGAGAGUAUUAAGUCAGUAUUCAUUGGUCAUGCGAAUAAAGCUUCUUGAAUCGAUUAAAACCCCCAUUCGCGCUGAACAUGUAUAAGCCCCGCCCCCCAUCUCUCAGUGGACAGAGCUCACUGAUUGACAGCUGGUGUCUCCUAUCAGAGAGACGGACAGCUGAGCGCGAGCAGUCUGAAGUCAGUAUGAGCGCCUCUGUUUCUCUCGUCUUUCUCUCCGGGUUUCUGGAUGUGUUAUUUCUGCUUUAAACUGAACACUUUGGAUAUUUCUUGGCAUUUUCAAAGUAA